GAGGCACCAUGAUUUGCUACAAAUGAAAGGAGGUGUUCACAGCAGACACAACAGGCUUCGGAUGUCAUAGCUAGCAGAGGACUCCAACCGAAAAAAGGUAACGUUGUCCUUGAACAACAGGAGACGACUCACUGACGGGAGGACAGUAUUAUUCGGAGUGAAAAUACAGAGCAGAAUUCUCUCCCCAGUUAUUUAUAUAUGUCUUUUUCUGAUCUCUCGCAAUUUCUCGGUUUCUAAUUACCUGCAUCCUGUGCCCUCACCUGACACUGGCUUUAUUCCAUCCACCUCCUGUCAGUUCUCCGCAGUCUGAGGACAACGACAGUCACCAGGACAGCAGUAAUCCUCUGCUCUCCCAUUCCUCCCUGAAGGAGCACUGUAAACAGGGAAGGAGCUCAGUCUUUGGUUUGAAGUAUGUCUAAAGGGACUUCGGACUCAUUUGACGAAGCGGACUGCGUCUGUUCUGUUGGGAUGAAGUUAACUUGGGAUAUCAAUGACCCCAAACUGCCACAGGACAUAAAGCAGUUUGACCAGUUCCAAGAGUGGACAGAUGGCUAUGUGCGUUUCAUUUAUUCUGCAGAUGACAAAAACGCACAGCGACACCUAAGCGGCUGGGCCAUGCGAAACACUAAUAACCACAACUGUCAAAUCUUAAAGAAGUCUUGCCUAGGAGUUGUUGUAUGUAACAGGAAUUGUACUUUGCCAGAUGGCAGCAAACUGCAGCUGAGGCCAGCCAUUUGCGACAAGGCGCGUCAGAAGCAACAAAAGAAAGCUUGCCCAAACUGCAACUCUGCUCUUGAACUGAUUCCCUGCCGAGGACACAGUGGAUACCCCGUCACAAACUUUUGGAGACAGGAUUCUAAAGCCAUAUUCUUUCAGGCUAAAGGUGUUCAUGACCAUCCGAGACCAGAAAGUAAAUCUGAAACAGAGGCACGACGCAGUGCUGUCAAACGGCGUAUAACCUCACCACAUUUCUCUCAGAAGAAGAGAAUUAUAGACUCAGAGAUAGGAAGAUAUCAUGACAGCAGUGGUCAUUUCACUGGUUUUCAUCAUUUGCCCUCUGUGGAAGGAACAGACAAAUUUAGUAUAAUGCCAGAACCCAGUUAUCACAUCCCCUCUCAGCAUUACACUCCUUUCCAAAAUACUGAGCCUUAUAGAACUGCAUAUGAAUCUGCUAAUACUCCAAUGGAAACAGUCGCACCAGUUCCAAAAGUUACUAACCCACGACUCUACAUGACUAGACCGCCUUGUGGUUAUGAGUUCACUGUGCCUGGCUAUAUAGGUUCCAGUUCUUACACAAAUUUAUACAAAGAUUCUGGCAAUCUUCAGCCUGAGUUUGAACGUGUGCAUAUGAAUGGAGCACAGCACAACAUGAGUCCUUUAAAUGCCCAUGACAGGAACCUUGAUACCUCCAGCAAACAUCAUGGAUGGAAACCAAUUUUUAGCAAAACUGGAUACGGUGACAGGAAUGACUACAGUCAGAUUCAACCAAAUACUAACCAUCAUUACUACAGUGGAGAGUAUCCCUGCAGAUUUAGUAGCAGCCCCCCUCCAACAACACCAACACUGCAAACUGUCAUUACAACAACUACUAAAGUGUCUUACCAAGCUCUAAAGCCUCCAGUGGUAAAGUAUGGAGACAAUAUUUAUGAUGCUAAAUCUAUUCAGAACUGUGAUAAUUUGAUAGAAGGCUCUCCAGGGACAGCAUACCAAGAGAUAAAACUUCAAGAUGACUGUGGUGUAAUUAAAACAGCUUUGGCUUAUCCACAAGAUCCCAUUCCCGCCAAAUCUGAGAGAGAAGAAGGACUGGAUAAUUAUCGAUAUGGGACAUACACAGCAAACAAUUUCAUUGAUCGUGUAGGACACUCCUAUAGAUAUGAAAACUGUGAAUAUUAACAUACACAGGUUGAACAGAAAGCACUUAAAACAGAUAAAAACAUUUGUGCAUGAAAUAACUGACAUUUAAACAGGUAUUCUCCUAUGGUGACUUAUCACUAGGGUAUUCACUAUGGCUAAGGCAAGAAAUUCCUUGAAGUCAUUUUAACUGUUCUGUGGUUCCCAUAAACUUGACUACAUGUAUGGUAGUGGAAGGAUGUAUUUGCUUGUUAAGUCUGCCCAUGAGUGUUAAUAGCUCCCAGUCAAGUCAUAUUAUCUCAUUUUACUUCCAUGUUACUUAUUUUCAUCUUUGUAGUCCCAUAUGACCUGGUUCUGAGAAACAUACAUCAAUUAUAAUAAUUAUUACAUGGUACCACUUUUACAUAAUGCCAUUAAUGGAGUUUAUUAAGAAGCAAACAUUAUUUAAAUAUUGAAGGUGAGACGGAGACAAAAAGAAAUGCUGGGGAGGGGGGAGAGGUAGAGAGAAUAAAUGACCUAGACAAUGUUAAGUAAUAUACAUUAAAUUACUUUUCCACAGCAUGUUACAACGCUGCAUUGCAUUGUGUUGCAUUUGAAAUAUAUUUCAUCCCAUUCUAAAAAAUGGUCACAGUUUCCAGUCUUAAGUAAUAUUUUUCAUGUAUAUACAACUUAUGUUAUGUCUCACGUAGAGUGGAGUGUUUUAUGGCAGCUUUGUACAAAAUGUUUUGUAUCAAGUAAAGCAGAAUUUGAUAAA
This is a messenger RNA of Protopterus annectens (West African lungfish), 2605 nucleotides long. RefSeq names its product glial cells missing transcription factor 2 (gene GCM2). The record is from RefSeq and is a predicted model, not a curated record. The transcript is spliced from 5 exons. Gene Ontology annotation, cellular component: nucleus. The coding region runs from base 412 to 1893 and encodes 493 amino acids. Gene Ontology annotation, molecular function: DNA-binding transcription activator activity, RNA polymerase II-specific; RNA polymerase II cis-regulatory region sequence-specific DNA binding. NCBI's taxonomy places the organism in Eukaryota, Metazoa, Chordata, Ceratodontiformes, Protopteridae. Gene Ontology annotation, biological process: gliogenesis; regulation of transcription by RNA polymerase II.